Aspergillus welwitschiae is the source of this 633-nucleotide messenger RNA. RefSeq lists its product as uncharacterized. Lineage: Eukaryota; Fungi; Ascomycota; Eurotiomycetes; Eurotiales; Aspergillaceae. The transcript is spliced from 2 exons. The coding region runs from base 160 to 594 and encodes 144 amino acids. Gene Ontology annotation, cellular component: mitochondrial matrix. The record is from RefSeq and is a predicted model, not a curated record. Gene Ontology annotation, biological process: mitochondrial respiratory chain complex IV assembly.
CCGCUAUCCAUUGGUGAGGCCAUGCUAUGAUUGGGGCGUCCUACCUUGCCUGUCAUUAAGUUUUUGUGCUUUGGUUGCUACAAGUCAACGCAUCGUCGUUACCGUCACCCUCCGCUCCGCAUAAAUCUUCCCCUUAAUUGCUCACAUCCAUAUUUCAACAUGCCGCCGCAUCUACAUCCCCGGUCACGGUCAACGUCCUCCCUCUUCGCCGGGACGCUCCUGGCUUCCUUGGUCGUCGUCGGCCUACCACAUGUCUUUCCCUGUCCCGCCCCGCGUCGCACAUUCGCCGAUUCUGAGAUGAUAAUGUCGGCAGAUGGGCAACCUAUCCAGAGAAUCCGCAGACGACGUCGGAAAGACGAAGAACUCCUUGGCCAGGAUGGCAAUCCGCUCGGCCAGACGCAGCCUGCAGCCGAUGAAGAGGUGUCUACGUUCCUACAAUUGGAAGAAGAAGCACAGAGAUUGGCCAAGGCAGGCCACGAGUGUCCUGUUCCCAAGCCUCGAGGGAUUCUGGGCGAAUUGCUGGGUUUUACGAGUAGUGGAGGUAUUUCGACAUCAACGACGACACAGGCACAACAGGUUGGAGAGGGUCGGUAACCGACAAUUGGAAAGCAAGGAGGACUCAAUCAAGGCUAA